UUUCGACUGGUCACCACGACAAAUGGUAUGACGAUGGCUGACUCGAAUUACGAAAGAGUAGACGUUUUUUUCAGGGGCAAUUUUCCGAGUAAGGCCGCUGCAUUCGCAAGAAAACGACGCACAUUUUCAUUUUUGUUAUUCUGCGGAUACAGUAGUCAACGCACCAUGGUCUACAACAUUAAGUGGAUAAUACCUAAGUUGAAAAAUCCAUCAAAGUUGUGGAAUUUCGCAAGUACACUUACCUUUGCCGCAGUAGGAAUUGUUUCUAAAUUAAUUAUUCAAUGGCUGAAUAAAACAACAGUUCACAACAAACACAUAUUUGAAAAAGCAUUGAACCAGAGGCCGAGGGACGUACCGCUCAUAACAGUCUCCAAUCACGAUAGCUGCUUUGAUGAUCCUGGGAUUUGGGGUGGGUUUACGUCUAGCACGCCAGACACCUAGUUAAAAUGGGGUGUUGGAAGAUUAAUUCUUGAAUCACCGGUCACACCUAUUGUCGUGCCAAUUUACCAUGUAGGAAUGGACCAAGUAUUACCUAAUGAGCCACCUUAUAUCAUUAAAUUGUUCAAGAAGGUGACGAUUAAGUACGGAGAGCCAAUAGACUUUAGCAAAUUAUUAGCAGAAUUACGGGCAUCUAAUGCUGAUGAAGUACAAGCAAGAAAAGCCAUAACCGAUUACAUUGACGCUGAACUUCUCAGAUUAAAAAAAGAAACCGAAGAAUUACAUGUUAAGCUUUGA
Messenger RNA from Cotesia congregata, 735 nucleotides. NCBI's taxonomy places the organism in Eukaryota, Metazoa, Arthropoda, Insecta, Hymenoptera, Braconidae. The record is from the annotation of a GenBank genome assembly.